Molecule: messenger RNA, 3420 nt
Organism: Protopterus annectens (West African lungfish)
Lineage: Eukaryota; Metazoa; Chordata; Ceratodontiformes; Protopteridae
Product: transforming growth factor beta activator LRRC32-like
Exons: 2
Coding region: 99-2228 (709 amino acids)
Cellular component (GO): extracellular matrix
Molecular function (GO): protein binding
Source: RefSeq, a predicted model, not a curated record
CUUUCUGCGAGCUUCUGCACUUGUCCUUCAGCCUGCUACUGGAUGAUGCACUGUACAGCUAGCUGUUCGAAUCCGAUCAUGUGUUACUUUAAAAGAGGAUGACAACUCUCGUUUUAAUAUGUUUAACAGUGCUACUCGAUGCUUUCUCAGCCAGAUGCAAAAUUAUCCCAGCAAGUAACCGUUCAGCCUCCUGUCGCCAGAACUUCAGAGAAGUGUCUUGUUUACAUUUGAAACUCACUAGAUUCCCAACAAACCUUACGUCUACGAUCAGGAAGCUUGACCUGUCUCACAACUGUUUGAAGAAUCUGACUGUGCAGUCAAAAGUACCCCUGCACCUUCUCAGGCACUUAAAACUAAGCCACAACCAGUUGGAGUACAUUGAUCCCACAGCUUUGGAACAUUACCUUACGAACCUCAAAGUUUUCAUUCUUGCUGCAAAUCACCUAGAUAGGAAUGCUUCUGUGAACGGAAGAGCUUUCUGUUUUCUACAAAAGCUAAGAACACUAGACAUGUCAGCUAAUGGACUGGAUAGUUCUCAUGUUGCUAUUUAUCUGCAAAAGUUACCAAAAUUAGAAAGAUUAGACCUUUCUCUGAACAGACUAAACACACUAUCCUCUGACCUGUUCCUCGGAACACCACAUUUGAGAGUUCUCUUACUGAGAAACAAUGUCAUCCAAGAAAUCGAAGAAGGAACAUUUGAGUCUCUGCUAAACCUGGUAGAGUUGAACUUGUCUGGAAACUGGAUAAAUUGCAUUUCUGAUUUAAAGCUGAUUCACCUGCAGGUUUUGAAUUUAAGCUUCAAUUAUGUAGAAAUCUUCCAUACAGAGGAGACAGAUGAUGAAUAUCAGCUGGAAAUUUUAGAUCUUAGUCACAACAAGUUGACUCAUUUCCCUCUUCUUCCAAAAAUACAUCGCAUUAAAUAUUUGAACUUAUCAGGCAAUGCACUGAAGAACCUAACCCUUGGAUAUUCAGAUGUCACCAGGCAGUGGGGGCAUUCAGGCAUGAAUGAGAAUAAAAGUAGUUCUUUGUUAACAGGCAGCAGGCUUGCCGACACUGGUGACAACAAAGCUAUAACAAAUCUAAGUCUGGCUGCGAUUAUUGAUUUAGAUCUGAGUAAAAACCAGGUAACUCAUUUCCCAUAUCAUUUUUUUCAUCACUUUGUUUCAGUGAUGCAUCUCAAGCUGGGUAUGAACUGUCUUCAGGUGAUGGAUGAAGUCUCAGGCAUUUCUAGAAGUGGAAGCAGGAAAGUGAGAAUGAUCCCAAAAAGUGAUCACAUGGUUCUUCCAUCUCUGAAAUCACUGUUUCUUCAAGAUAACCUCAUAAAUUCUCUGCCACCAUCAUUUUUUCAAUUUUUACCUGCAUUGGAAGAACUGGAUCUUAGAAACAAUAAUAUCAAGCUUUGCAGUGUGCACAAUGAUCUCAAACAAGAAUGUCUGUCUCUGAGGCAUAGGACAGAAAAGGAGUCAUGUACUUCCUUUGCUCAUGUAGAAUCACUGAAGCAUUUAAAACUCACAGGAAAUAACCUUGGGACCUUACCACCACUGGCAUUUUAUAAAACACCCUUAGUAAACUUGGACCUCUCAGGCAAUCCACAUAUGUCAGUAUCAGAAGAUGCAUUGCAAGGACUUGAACUGUCCUUACAAGAGCUACAUCUGGGAGGAAAUCUUAUUGACUCUUCAGACUUUUCUUUUCCUUCCUUGAAAAGAUUGAGAACUCUAAAUUUAUCUGGCAACUCCUUGCAGGUAUUACCUUCAGCUCUUGCAUUUUCUCCUUUGGAGAUGCUAGAUAUUCAAAACAAUAGCUUACAAGAUAUAAACUUUCACACAACCACAGCCUGGUCUAGGACACUUAAAUAUAUACUACUAAGUGGAAAUAAUUUUAAUUGUUGUGCUUUAGACUGGUUAAAGGUCUUGAAGGAUUCAAAGGUCAACAUUCCGGACUUGGAUAGUGUUCAGUGUUUUUACUACAAUGAAACAGGAACUUUUGCUGCUAGUGCAGACAAUGAUUAUAGCAUGGAAUGUCCCUACGUACCAGUCAGGGAAAAUCCCACUUCAAGCAUAAUUUUUUAUGUCAUUAUUGCACUGAUAUUAUUCAUUCUUAUUUUCUGUGCUGUAAGAAAAUGUUGUAAAUAUCUAGGACUUCAGAUGAACAGAGUGGCAUCAGUUCCUUACAAACCAGAGAAAGAAAGUAAUAUUAAUGAUCUUAGACUAGACAGUCUGGUGGUAUAAAACAGCCUUUGAGUAAUCAGGGCAUAACAGAAACUGCAGCACCGAUGUUUUUCAAAGAGUUAUUGUGACAAGGGCAAUGCUAAAAUGUAAUUUGUGCGGCAACACUCUUGUCAGUUUUCUUUAACAAAAUCAUAAAUGUCCUGCAUAUUAUAGCAGGUGGAAUUGGUACUAAAAGAAGACAAUUUAAUAGAUGUCAAAAUGCUAAAACAGAAACAUCAUAAUGUGUAACAGUUCAUACUUGAAUGGCAUUUAAUGUCAUAGUACUCAUAAGUUAAAAGGGUUGCCCUACACUAGAUGAGUGUAAAGUGGAUGAAUUAAUAUACAUCAGUUUCUUUUCCCCACUCUGGAACUCUCCAGUUACUUUUACCAUAUGGUGCAGUUUCUAUUUGUGUGCUGAGAGUAAUUCAGUUUUGCUACUUUUAUUUAUUUUUUCUCCAUAGUUAUGUAACUUUGGAGUUAGUGUGUUUAAGUAAAGAGAUGUGGUUAUAUGUAAGGUUUCCCCCUUGAAGAAAAAAAAUACUUUUUUGAUUCAUCUAGCUGAAGUUUGGACUGCUUUACUUCAUCCUGUGUAAUCUUCAGUAAGUUUUAUUUCUUGUUAAAAUGAACCAUUACAUUUUGCAUAAAGGAGUUUGUGCCCACACACCCAACUUUAACUACAGCUACUCCAAAAUUGUUGCAGUGCUGAAAGAAAGUGUUUGGUAAGGUGAUGUAGUCUAAGCAACAGGAAAGCAAACUGCAUCAAGAUAAACAGAAACAAUAGCAGUGCACCAUUUAUCUGUUGUUGCAGGAAAAAACACUAAAGAAUGUGUAAAACCAGUGCCACAUCAACAUUAUAAUGCAUGAUUCCUACUUAUACAUCCUUUCACUUUUACAUAUGCAGAUUACAUGCUAGUUCCUUAACAUGCCAUGGAUUAUAUGGACUUCUGAAUUUCUACAAAUUAAUAUAUUUUGUCAAGUUUGAAACUUACAGUUUGGUCGGUGAUAACAAAACCUGAACAUUGUCAGGUAAUGUGCAACCGUUUAUGAUAUCAUACAAAAGAUGAAUUAUUUUUUCUCUUGUAAAGCAUAAAUGUAACUUUGUAUCUCACUACUGGUCAGACUUAGGUUCUGCAGACCGCAUUCUGAGUAGCCACAAAAGUAAUAUGUACUUCCUCAAAUGCAAUGUAUCAUCAGUAAAUUAUGGUGCAACAUU